Molecule: messenger RNA, 2189 nt
Organism: Pseudo-nitzschia multistriata
Lineage: Eukaryota; Bacillariophyta; Bacillariophyceae; Bacillariales; Bacillariaceae
Source: the annotation of a GenBank genome assembly
UAGCACCAGUAACUUACCACUUGAAAAACCAAAGAUGGGAAAUUUACUGGGAGCCCCGGUCACCGAAAAGGAAACCCAUCGCGGAGUCACAAAAGACGAGCGCCUGAAAUACGGGCUGUCCUCGAUGCAGGGAUGGAGAGUCCACAUGGAAGACGCCCAUAUCGCCGAGGGGGACCUGUACGCUCUUGAAGAGACAGUGACCGAAGCAACAACAACGUCAUGCGAGGGCAAAGAGGACGUUGUGCACAAGCGCAAACGCAAAAUCCCGCUCCACGGCCACUCCUUGUUUGCAGUCUAUGACGGACACGGCGGAACCUUUGCUGCCAUUUAUUCGGGGAACAACUUCCUGAGGAUACUUUCCAAGCAACGACACUUUGUCCGAUACGCCAAGAUGUGCAACGAGGACGCAGGCACGGGUGCAAAUUCGGGACCACCGCCCGCAACUCCCACCGGCAGCACCGAACCAACCAAACCCAAAACAACAACGGCCGCUGCGACACGCGCUGCGAAGAAGAUGCAGUUAUUGGAACAGGCCCUCAAACAGGCCUUUGUCGAAACCGACUACGAAAUCGGGUUGGCGAUCCGUGGAAAGUCCCACGCCGAUGCGAACUCGCCGUAUCACGACAAUCGCAAUGACGACGACGACGACGACGACGAUGCGAACCAACGCAAGGAUCGAGGCAAACAACAACACAGCAACACCGACCAACACCACGGAACCAACAGCAACACCGGAUCAUCUUCAUCGGCCAUGGCUGGGGCAGCCAUGAAGGCCGCCUCGGACCACGUGUCCGCGAUCGAAGACGAGGGGGAUUCCGGCACGACCUCUUGCGUCGUAUUGAUUACACCGGAGGCGAUAGUGUGUGCCAAUGCCGGAGAUUCCAGGGCUGUCUUUGCCCGGAGGCCACCCGAACCCGUGGUUCAGAAAACCACCGAAGGCGAGGGCAACCACGACAACAAUCCGUCUGCUGUCAGCAUACUCGGAAAGGCGAUACCCCUCUCGUUCGAUCACAAACCGGACGACGAGGAAGAGGAACGGAGGGUCCGGAAUGCCGGGGGAUACGUUGCCAACGGGCGCGUGGAGGGUGAUCUGGCGGUUUCCCGUGGACUCGGGGAUUUCCGGUUCAAACAGAUGGCGGUUGUCCUGAACAACACCCAGCUGUAUCCGGGAGACGACGAGGAAGACGGGCGGUUUUCUUCCUCGCAAAACAACCCCGGCAAACACAAGGACACCGUCAUGGGCACAAAAACGGACGACGACGACGAAGGCCACGACCGGGGUGUUUGUCGUUCGUCGUCUUCGGGAGCUCCGCCACCGCUGAUCUUUCCACCCGGCGAUCAAAAAGUCAGCCCCAUACCGGACGUGACCGUCCAUGCCCGAAAUGCCGAGCGCGACGAAUACGUGGUAGUGGCCUGCGACGGUAUAUGGGACGUGCUUUCCAACCAGCAGUGCAUCGCCGAAUUGGACGCGAUCAUGUACGACGAAGGGGAAUCCGAUCUGGGGCUGGUGUCCGAAGAGGUGCGUUUUUGUUUGGUCGACCCGUGAAUCAGUGCGUUGUGACAAUGGCUUGGCUUCAUUGCGGUCCGAUCGAAUCGGAUGGAACGGUGUCGUUUGGUAUUUGCGUUGUUUGGCUGCCGUUUUGCCUUUGGUGUUGCAUGGUUUGGAUGAUCCAUCMGAGCAAUCGCUUCCGUUUCACGCUGCAUUGAUUUCGGCUGCGUUUCGUUUGUUUUGGUGCGCUCGGUCUCGAACCCAACCGUCCCUUACCUCUUUUUUUUGUUGCCUCUGUCCGACCGGUUUGUCCGCAGAUCUUGGACACGUGCCUGCGAUACGGAUCGAAGGACAACAUGACGGCCAUUGUCGUCCAGCUCCCGGGGUGCGAAAAAAGCUAUUCCGAUGCGGCAAAAGCCAAGAGGAUGGCCCUGUCCGCGACGAGCAGCGGCAGCGAUGGCGCAGCCAGCACCACCGCUUCGGAAGGAGGAAGAAGCGAUUGCGAUCCACCACCACAAGAAGGAGUGGCCGGCCGCCGCCGAAAGCGAGACGAACACCACACCGCAGCCAUUGCUGCCCAGCAGGAAUGGCGGGAGGAAGAGGAAGCCAGGAACAACAGCGGAGGUCAGAGUCCGUUGCAGGGUGCUCGAGCGUCCCUGCCACCACCCUUAUGAAAGAGACAGCGCUCGUUGUAGCUAUG